UUUAUUGCAAAUUUUUAUAAACAAAUUUGAAUAAUAAAAAUUAACUUGAAAUUUAUAGUAUAUAUUUAUGGUUCUCUAACAAUCAGAAGAAAAUCUAACAAUGGAGAAAGUUGAGUAUGAUUUAGAUACAUCAGGAGGUAUUAUGGAGGAGAUUCAAAAACUUGUUGCUCCUCCUCAAUCUGAUGACUCCAAACGUCCAAUUUUACAUGAAGCUAUAAAGCGUCCAGCAAAAGCUAUUAAUCAUGAUCGGUGCGAUGCUUGUUGUGAAGAUGGAGAUUUAUUAUGUUGUGACCAUUGUUCUGCUUCUUUUCAUCUUCAAUGUUGUAAUCCACCUCUGGAAGAUGCAGAUGUUCCCACUGGAGAGUGGAUUUGCAAUGAAUGUAAACAUGGAAAAAAUAUUGAUCAGACUUUUAUUGGGUUGCAAUUUGUUGAUAAGUGUGUUAAGAGUGUAUCUUCAAGUCGUUCUUCAUCACCAGUUGAUAGUGAAGCUGGAAUGAAUCCUUUUGAGAAAUUAACGGCAUUGUAUCGAAAUAAAAAUCCCAGAGAGUUUCAACUUCCGAUGAAUAUCCAAGAGUUUUAUAUAAUGCCUGGAGAUCGUAAAAGAAAGAAACCUUUGGAUUGUAGUCGAAAAGGAGAAUCACAAAGGGUUUGUUUUGUUUGUACAAGAACCGAAAGAAUAAGUAGCUUGAUCAGUUGUGAUUUUUGUCCUCUUGUCUUUCAUCAAGAUUGUCUGAUGCCACCACUUGCACAAGAACCUAUCGGAUUAUGGAUGUGCCCAAAUCAUCCAGAAAACUUUGAACCAAGGCUCAGGAUGUCUAAAUUCAGUGAGAGAGCACGAAUUAUUGAAGAACUUCGUUCUAAUGUUAACCACAAUGCUGUGAAGUUGGAUUUUUUUUUCAGAGCCAAGAAGGAAAGAAUAUUAAUGAACCGAAAAAAUUAUCAACCAAAAAGAAAAAGAGUUUGUCUGGUACCAGAUAUUGUAAAAGCUCAGUACAAAAAUCCACCUGCUCAGUUUAUGCCAACCAUUUGCCAAUCUGAUAUUCUUUUGCCACACAUGAAACCUUUGAGCACACCAACUCCUGGAGAAAAAGAACAAUGGCUAAAAAGUAUAAUUGACUUGCAAUGCUCUAUUGCUGGUGCACUAGAAAAACAAAAAUCAUACACUGUACCUCUUAAAUCAAUAAGCUCUCAGUUGUCAUCACCUGUGAUUAGUUAUAUGUCUUCAGAUACAUCAACUGGAAGUUUUGCAAUAAAAUGUAUGAAUAAUACCAAUGAAGUAAAUAAUAUUCACAAAGAACAAGAAGCAAAGUUAGAAUCUCAAUCUCUCUACAAAGAACAUUUGUCAUAUGAUAAAGAACAUUUCUCUAGUAUUAAAGAAAAUAUACUAUGCGAUAAAGAACAUCAGUCUUUUGAUGAGCGCCUCUCAUAUGAUAAAGAAUUUUCUUCUUGUGAUACUGAACUUGUUUCGUUGUAUGAUAAAGAACUUGUUUCACCAUUUGAAAAAGAGGAUAUGAUGAUUGAAGGAAAAAAAGCAGAAAAUUGCGUUGGUCAAAAAGAGGAUUUCGAGUUAGAGCAAAAUAAUCUUGAUGCAACAACGUCAAAUGAUACAUCAUCUAUUAAUUUAGAUGGAUUGAUAGUAAGCUCUUCACCCAUAGUUCAACGAUUUCAAUCCAAUAUAUCAUCUGACUGUGUUGGCAAAGAUGUUUUUCCAAAAUUGUUAAAUGUGACACCUAAGGUCUCCUCUGUUCUUACCUCUGGAAGCCAUAUGGUGAGCAGUAUAAGUACAGAGCUUCUGAGAGAUCCAACAUUGUCUCAACUUGAUGAUAGGCUUGUACGCAUACUUGCAUUUCAAAGACUUCAACAACUAGUUGAGAAAAAGAGUCAUCAAACACCAAAAUUUACCAAGCCUGGUAUAACUGAGAAAAAAAUUCUUUUACAAACAACACUAACAAAAAAAGCCAUUGCAGUUUUGUCUUCUCUAAAUGGGCUUGCUCCAGCAUGUUACAUGCGCUACAUGACUAUUAAUCUAGGGCAAGGUGCUGAUAUGGAUUUAUGUUUGUCAAACUAUGGUUUCUGCAACUACGUAUCUGGAAAACAUGCUACAAUUUUUUUUGAUAAGGAAACACAACAGUUUGAAUUAUUAAAUUAUUCUGAACAUGGGACGAUUGUGGAUAAUGUUCUUUAUUCCUGUGAUUUCUCAGAGAAACUUAAACCUCAUAUUACUUCAAGUAAUGCUAAGAUAGAAUCAAAAUACCAGGAUUUUGAGCUAAAGAAGAAAAAGCCUCCUUUAGGAAGAACAACAAAAGGUUUAGGUACAGAAUUUAUUACUAAAAGCUGUAAUUGUAGAGCCAGUGCAUCAAGUUUGAUUGGCGGUAGUGGUGCAGGUUGGGAAGGCACUGCAGUUUUGCAUCAUGGCAGUUAUGUUAAAUUGGGUUGCUUGCAUUUUGUAUUUAGUAUUGUUGAAUGCAAUAACUUGGCAAUGGAUAAUUAUAAUAUACCAGUGAAGCAACCAAACGAGCAUGUAAAAAGUGAAAAUGAGGAAAACGCUUCAUAAUUAUUGUGUAAUAUUCUGUAUAUAUUUUAAAAAAUUUAAUAAAACUUAUGUUAAAGUUGCGAAAAAUGGAAAGUGGAAAUUAUCGUGAAGUAUAUUUAAAUAUAUUUAUAGAGAUGUUAAAAAGUUUUUUUAAACA
Hydra vulgaris (swiftwater hydra) is the source of this 2690-nucleotide messenger RNA. Its product is annotated as PHD finger protein 12. The record is from RefSeq and is a predicted model, not a curated record. NCBI's taxonomy places the organism in Eukaryota, Metazoa, Cnidaria, Hydrozoa, Anthoathecata, Hydridae. Gene Ontology annotation, molecular function: transcription corepressor activity; protein binding. Gene Ontology annotation, cellular component: nucleus; Sin3-type complex. Gene Ontology annotation, biological process: negative regulation of transcription by RNA polymerase II.